Messenger RNA from Myxocyprinus asiaticus (Chinese sucker), 2866 nucleotides. It is a transcript of the gene cxcr3.3, whose product is annotated as chemokine (C-X-C motif) receptor 3, tandem duplicate 3. The transcript has 2 exons. Gene Ontology annotation, molecular function: chemokine receptor activity. NCBI's taxonomy places the organism in Eukaryota, Metazoa, Chordata, Actinopteri, Cypriniformes, Catostomidae. Gene Ontology annotation, cellular component: membrane. The record is from RefSeq and is a predicted model, not a curated record. The coding region runs from base 870 to 1997 and encodes 375 amino acids. Gene Ontology annotation, biological process: G protein-coupled receptor signaling pathway; immune response; chemotaxis.
CGCUCGUAAACAUUCGAAACAGAGUUCAUUUUAUAUUUCUGACUCCUGCUUUUCAGUUUAUUCAAGUUUAUUUACCCUCUGUCCUGCCCGGCGGGUUCAAACCAUAAGCCAUUUGUUGUUUCGACAACUAAAACUUGACUAGAUUUUUAUCUCUGUCUUUAACACACUAACCAAACAAACGCAUUGCUGGUUUUCCCAGACUGAACUUAUACAUCAUGCAUGAGAAUCGUUAAAACAGUGCAAAAACAAACCAACAUAUCUGUGUGCAUUAAGUCAAAGCUUUAUUAUUAUUAUUAUUUAUUAUUAUGUGCUUGAUCUCACAACUAAUAAAAAACAACAAUGUUAGAUAUGAGACAAUGAGUGACCUUAACUCACACAAGCAGCAAAUUAACUGAAAAAAAAAAAAAAAAACGUACACAAAAAUAUGGUAUGGCAUUAAUAAACAUAUGUAUACAAUGCCUAUAUACAUGUAUUUAUAUUAUUUAUAAAUAGCAGAAGAAUGCUGAAGGUAGCAGUAAUAUGAUUUUUUUAAUGAUUUUUAAAAUGACUAAAAGAAAUUAAAAAAUAGCAAACACUGUUAAAGAUCAAUAACGUUCCUCAACAACUCAGUGAUGAGGCAGGUUUAUCCGUGUGUGUGUGUGCGCGCGCGCUUGCUUUCAGUUUUAUUUACAACAGUCAGCUGUCCCACCCAGUACUAUGGAACAAUUUCAAUUUCAGAACUGUUAUCACAUCUUGUGAAAACCCUAAGCAUGUGACUAUCUGCUCAUAAGAAACCCUUCUCAGAUCACACAAGUAGCUGCACUCGGAUAUUAAUCUAUGGUCUGCUCUGUCUCAUGGCAGCACACGGUGAGCCUUUAUAAAAGACAAACAUGGAGUUGGAACUGCACGGACUGUUUGAGCAUAACAAGACCUUUGACUAUGGCGACUAUGAGUACAAGGAGGAAGGUUGCCCGUCCAGCACAGUGACUGACUCCAUGGCAGUCCUCAUUCCCCUUCUUUACUCUGUGGGACUCGUAUGGGGUUUGCUGGGAAAUGGAAUGGUGCUGGUAAUACUGUGGCAAAAAAGACGGAACUUGAGUGUGAUGGACAUCUUUAUCUUCCAUCUGGGUAUAGCGGACUGUCUGCUGUUGCUGACACUGCCUCUGUGGGCUGUAGAUGCAGUGAAGGGGUGGAUCAUUGGCACAGGCUUCUGCAAACUGACUGGAGCUGUGUUCAAGAUCAAUUUCUACUGUGGCAUCUUCUUGCUGGCCCUCAUCAGUCUUGACUGUUACCUGUCAAUCGUCCGUAGAAUGCAGUUAUAUUCUCGCAAAAAACCCAUGGUGAUUCACGGUUGCUGCGUGAUCGUCUGGUUCUUUUGUCUACUCCUUUCCAUUCCUGACUGGCUCUAUCUAAAGGUCAUCAGUGAUGAAACUGAUCAUGCCAAAAUGGAAUGUAAUCACUCUUACACCUUUGAUUCCUGCCGUCUUGCCUCACGUUUGCUACAUCUUGUUGUGGGUUUCACUCUGCCGGCACUAGUGCUCCUGUUCUGUUGUUCCUGCAUCCUUCUGAAGCUACGCCACACCUCCAGUGGCCUACAGAAGAAGAAGGACAGAAGGACACAUGUUCUUGUAGCCCUGGUGGUGGCCUUCUUCAUCAGCUGGAUGCCCUACAACAUUGUCCUAAUUAAGGACACUGCUCAGCCAGUGAAUAAUGUCUCCAUAACAGGAGCAGAAAGGUGUGAAGGAAGGCAAUGGACAGCUAGCAACGCAACAGCCAUUUUGGGGCUUCUUCAUUGUGUUGUCAGUCCUGUGAUUUACCUCUUUCUCUCCAAAGAGUUCAGGCGACGUGCUUUGGCUAUGGUAAAGUUCAGUGGUUGUGAAACAGACAGCAGUGAUUUUUCACUUUGGGACUCAGCUGGACUGAAUGAUAGUACUUAUGUACAACAGGAGGAACAAGGUUCACUGCAGCCUAUGAAUGACAUUAUACAAACAAUAAAUAACCAGGAUCAGUAUAGAUGAAAAAAGCAUGGAUUCUGCAUUGAGUGUUGAACGCUGUAGCUGGGUUUUCAUUUAAAUUUCGCAUUUUUAAGCGCAUUUAAAAAAGAUUUGCUAAAGAAAAUACUAAUUGUUGCACGUUUCCAUCCAGUACGUAAUGCGCAUUAUUAUGAGGGAGCCGCCUUAUCAUGAUGAAGCAGGUGAAUGACCUCCCUGCUUUAGGGAGAGUUUUAUUUGCAAGAUUGGAGCAAGUAUCUAAUUUUAAGUAGGGCUGACCAAAGAUUUUCCUAGUCGACUAAUAGGCAUUAAUUUAAGCCAUUAGUCAACUAGUCGCACGUUUAUGAUAUUAAUUUAAUUACUUAUAUAUAUUGGGGGAAUCUGAAAUUGUUGAAGUUCCAGGGCUGAGAAACAAUGUUCUAAGUAACAUUGCUAACACUGUUCUACAUUACAGAGAAAUACUAAACCGUAAUAAUGAGCCUUUAAAAUAUAAAUUUUACAAGCACAUGCACGAAGCCAGCUGCAGGGACACUGGCAAAAGCUGUAAUGAUUCUGAAUGUGUUGAAAAAACAGUGAGGAGACUGUCUGAACAUUUUGUGAAUUUAUAGAGAGAAAUGCACAUUAGGGUUGUGCCAACAGACGAUCUCGGGGAUCGACGAUGGUCAGAGUGAUCGCCAAUAGCUGAUGCCUUUGAGAUGUCAAGAUGAUAUUUGUCUCGUUUUCCCAUUAAUGUAUCUUUGCCAGAGAGAUGUUGACAACUGUUGUAAAACCAUCUUUCAAAAAACUGAACAACACACAUUUUAAUUGCACUUAUUUUAUUUUAUUUAUUUUCCAGUUUCAUUUGAAUUUGUAGUUAAAAUAAAAAUAUAAAAAUAAAGUUCACAGUUUGAAAUCAA